Messenger RNA from Dendroctonus ponderosae (mountain pine beetle), 876 nucleotides. Its product is annotated as purine nucleoside phosphorylase. Bases 1 to 876 code for a protein of 291 amino acids. The record is from RefSeq and is a predicted model, not a curated record. Lineage: Eukaryota; Metazoa; Arthropoda; Insecta; Coleoptera; Curculionidae. Gene Ontology annotation, cellular component: cytoplasm. The transcript is spliced from 5 exons. Gene Ontology annotation, biological process: nucleoside metabolic process. Gene Ontology annotation, molecular function: purine-nucleoside phosphorylase activity.
AUGAGUGCGCUACCUGCUGAUGAGUUCAACCGGGGAUUCAUUGAAGAAUCGGCGCGCUUCAUCCGAAGCCGGGUGCCCGUUGCCCCAAAGCUGCUCAUCAUCUGCGGCUCCGGACUAGGGGGGCUGGCCGACACGCUCGAAAAACCCGUCACACUCAGCUACGACGAGAUCCCCAAUUUCCCCCAAAGCACCGUGCCAGGGCAUGCCGGGGAGCUGAUCUUCGGCACCCUCGCCAACGUGCCAGUGGCGUGCAUGAAGGGCCGCUUUCACUACUACGAAGGUUAUUCGCUGCAAAAAGUGACCACCCCCAUCCGCAUCAUGCAGCUGCUGGGGAUUAAGGGGCUGAUCGUCACCAACGCGGCCGGCAGCGUCAACAAAGCCUACCAAGUGGGCGACAUCAUGCUGAUCAAGGAUCAUCUGAACUUCUUCGCGUUUGGUGGGCGGCAUCCGUUGCGCGGGCCGAAUGAUCCCCAAUUCGGCGCCCGAUUCUUCCCAAUGAAUCGCGCCUACGAUCGGGCGCUGCUCCAAGUGGGGAAAAGGGCGGCGGCGGAAGUGGGCCUGGCCAAUCACUGCCACGAGGGCGUCUAUGGAAUAUAUUCGGGGCCCAACUAUGAAACAGUGGCGGAAAUCAAGUACCUCCAACUAGUGGGCGUCGAUGCGAUAGGAAUGUCGACCGUGCCGGAAGUUUUGGUGGCCAAACACUGCGGUCUGCGGGUUUUCGGGUUCAGUUUCAUCACGAAUAAGUGCGUCGACUCCUACGAGGAGGCGGAGGAACCAAACCACGCCCACAUUCUGGAUGUGGUGCAAGCCAAAGCGGAAAAACUCAAAAACCUGGUUAUCAAGUUUGUGGAACACACAAGCGCCCAGUGGCUGUAA